AGCUGUGAGCGGUUCUAGCCCCCUUCCUAUCAGCAUGGGAGUCCAUGGCUUCCAGAGUGCAGCCUGGAACGGCUCUGCCAGGACUCACACUUGAGCCCCAACGGGGUGAGCCCACUCGACAUGGUGCUCCCUCAUCCGCUCCCUCCGCAUCCGCUCCCUUGCCACCUGUCGGGCCUGUCGGGCGAACCGAACAUCGGCCUUCCCGGACCGAGUUGGGUGGCUUGGAGGGUGCGGCAGCUCAAGCAGCUUCACUGGAAAUUCCAACCCACUCAAUCUCUACUUUGCGUGGCUCUAGUCGAAGUGUUUGGAGUAGCAACCGAUGGCUUGAAGAGUGCAAGGUGGGGUUGAAGGCCACGGAAUCUCUAUGUUGGAGCCAAUUGCUCCAGAGCUUCACUGGAGAGCCGGUGAAAUGGGCACCCAAGGGGCCCAACAAACGCCAGCUUUCCCGCAAAGCCGUCCAGGGAAUCCUGGCACAUCAACAGUCGAAGCACCGAGGCACCAGUCUUGCUGAAGAUCGGAAAAUCAAAAAGGAAGGCUCUAGAGAUAUGGCUUUGGUCGACACAGAGGACAAACCAGAGCAAGCUUCCACCACGAAAUCCCUCAAAAAGGGAUCCACCAGUAUCUCCAGAGUGGAGCCUCCAGAUGACAGCGACGCACGGGCAUCCAUGGAACUUGUAGACAUUUUCACGAUGCAAGAGAUGAAGAAGAGGAUGAAAGCCGUUCUGCACAAACGUAUACACAGCAUCCGUGAAAGUGUUCUCAAGCAGCGCAAUGAAACGAUUGCCCAGAAGAAGUAUGAGCGGCUCCCACAGAAGGAGAGGGAGGCAUUAGAACGUGCUUUCUUCCAAUAUGAUGCCGAUCUCUCCGGCUUCCUGGAGUGGAAUGAGGUAAUCCCUGCUUUGAGGGAGCUUGGCCUGUCUGGGUCAAACGCGAUCGAGAAAAGGGAGAUUUUGCAGGUUUGCCGCAACGUCAUCACGGCAGCCCACGUUCAGAGCAUGCAUCAAACCUCCAUUCAGUCCGUGAGCUUGCAGGAGGUUCUGAUUGCCCAGCGGAACCGCCAGCAGAACCAGCCACGCAUCAAGCUGGGAGUCACCAAACGAGCAGGAGACAAACAAGCCCCACAGCAGCAAAGCUCCACCGUAGCAGCAGAAAGCAACAAGAGAACUUCCACCAGAACCAGCAUUCCUUCAGAGAAUGUGGGCAAUGGUGGCAAUGGAAGCAGGAAGAGCAGUCUGACCUCAAGCGCAGCUGACAAAACUUCAGGAUCCGAAGGGAGUGACAGCGAAGAUUUUGACACGGGUGUUGACAUGGCACCCUCGGAGGCCAAGUUUGAUUUCUUAACCUUUGUCGGGAUUUUGGUGCCAAAGGUGCGUCAGCGACUGACUGAGUUGCAAAGCACUAAAAUCAUGCGAUAUUUCUGCAAUUUUGACCGGGAAGGCACUGGGGUGGUGUCCGUAUAUAAAUGCAUUGAGAUUGCGCGAUGCUUGAGAAUGGACCAACUCCAUAUGAUCGAUGCUUUGAAAGAGCAAGGCUUUGAAGAAGAACCUGGCGUAUUAGUUGACUUUGAUUCCUUCGAACGAGCAGUCAUGAGUUGCAGGGAGCGAACCAAUCGCCAGCUCAGAGAACGUGAGAUUGACAUCCUGACGGAGAUGAAGGUAAGACCAGACCUUUUUGAGCAAUGUAGAGACAACAUAGCUCAGGUCUAUGAGAUCUUCCGAAAAUUCUCGGGUGAUGCAGGAUCAAUCGGUGUGGUUACAGCCAAUGAUGCGUUCCUUUCGGUUUAUGAGCUCGGGAUGAUGCCCCGCGAAGGGUGGCAGAGAGACAACAUCAAGAGCCUUUUAGUUCCGGAAGAUGCGGAAGACAUCGUCUACAUGCAGACGGAAUUGAACUUCGAGGAGUUCCUCGAAUUUUUGAGAUGCGUUCGGGAAUACAACGAUGAGCAGCGGCUGGAAGAGCUCAUGGAAAGGUUCCAGCGCCUGGACAAGGAUCGCAAUGGCGUUUUGGACAUGAAAGAACUCCACGCUCUCCUUGAGGAAGCUCAAUGCUGCCCGCGCACCCGCAAGGAGCAAGAGGAAGUACAGCAACUUAUCCAAUCAGUAGAUGCUGAUGGAAACAACGUCAUCGAUUUUGAUGAGUUUAAGGAACUCGUCCAGCGGAUCGACGAGAAGUUUGCCAGCUUACGUUAUGACUCGGAAGUGGAGUAUGCCCUUGCACGUGGCUUCACGGAGACUGAGUUGGGGAGUUUUCGGGCGAUCUUUGAGCACUUGGACGCUGACAACUCUGGCCAGUUAGACAUGGCCGAGGUUCGGCAAUGCCUCAGCAUCAUGCAGCACAAUUCCACGUGGCAGGCCUUCGAGCAGACCUGGAUCUUGCUUGACAAAGAUGCCUCAGGAACUCUCGAGUUCGAAGAGUUUAUUGACUUCAUGAGGCUGAUGAGGGAUGGCGAAGGUGUUUUCGCAAUGGAUAACGGCCAGAAGCUGCCAUCACAUGUCAAGAAGUUGGACGAGCGGACGCUUCGAUCUGUUUUGGGAAGCGACCAGUGGUGGCACUCCUGAAAGACUCAGCACCGGGCACUGGGCACCAACGAACAUUUUGUGCCACCUGGCUGCCAACCACAGCUUUUCCA
Durusdinium trenchii is the source of this 2626-nucleotide messenger RNA. The record is from the annotation of a GenBank genome assembly. Lineage: Eukaryota; Dinophyceae; Suessiales; Symbiodiniaceae.